Camelina sativa (false flax) is the source of this 188-nucleotide messenger RNA. RefSeq lists its product as uncharacterized. Lineage: Eukaryota; Viridiplantae; Streptophyta; Magnoliopsida; Brassicales; Brassicaceae. The record is from RefSeq and is a predicted model, not a curated record.
GUUAUGAUGAGCCAUGAGGAGUGGAAGUGAGAAGUGUAGGAAGAAGAAGAAGAUCAACGCUGACUGGCGCGUGAAGAUGAGACACGUGGAGGAUUGUUUGGACUGGGUAACGCGGGAAUAGUGAUGACUGUUCUUCUGUCUUUGUCGUGUUCCUUGUUUUCCACGUGAUAAAAAUACUUCACUCUCUU